Messenger RNA from Trichobilharzia szidati, 1680 nucleotides. The record is from the annotation of a GenBank genome assembly. NCBI's taxonomy places the organism in Eukaryota, Metazoa, Platyhelminthes, Trematoda, Strigeidida, Schistosomatidae.
GUUUAUUCUAUUCCAACUCCCAUGGAUCAUCAGUGAUUAUUCUUAAACUCUUUAGUUCCCCCUUAUUGUUUGGUCCUAUCCAUUUAUUAUUUUUAAAUGUUGCUAUUCUUCAUAGGAUCACUUUAUUCUAAGUGAAGUGGUGACAUUCCAUUUUGUAAUAGAAAGUGAAUCUGUAUGAUUAAUCUACUGUUAAGUUGUCGCGUAAGUCGUACAAAUGACUGAGUUUUGCGUCAACAAUAAAUAAUUAGGCUGGUGGUAAGAUCUUUCAAGAAGGCGAAUGAAGUAAGUAUGGGUUGUACUGAUAAAUAUGGAUCUGCCUAUCUGUUAUCCCAAUUGUGCACACUAAUCACUUUUAUCAUUCUUUUCAGUGUUUUCGUGAUGUUUGUCAAAUGUUCAACUUACAUUCUUUCAUAAUUCGGCUGUAUUAUUAAAAGUUCGUUGUUUUUGUUAUAGUGGUCAUUAAAAUGCAACUCAGUGGGACAUUUGAUGUUAAACUUGGAAAGAGUUUUCUUGAUCGAGAUCCAACAUCAUAUAUGACAAUGCGUUGUGAUUUUAUGCCUGCCUCAGUAGACCGGUCACAACCUGGCUCAAUCAGGGUAAAUGAAGGUAACGAGGUUGUUGUUGACAUGCCUAAUGUAACAAGCACCAACUUGGACGCAACAACUACAUUUCGUGGGACUGCUCGUUCUGUUCAGAAAGAAUGUAUUUUGAUAUAUAAUAAAAAGACCCAUGAGUUGACUUUAGAGCGAAUUGCACAUACCGUGCAGUUGAAGAAAACUCGCGAAGGACGAAAGCCUGAUACAGCCAGUCUUCCUAACUCGGAAGGUUCACAGUUGCUCCCGUUGCCUGACCGUUCAGGUCAAGAAACUAACUUGAAAUCUAUCCGACCUACUCCGCCUAAAAGAAAACCACCCAAUGAUCCUGAGAUGAUGUCUGUUACUUCAAAUACUACAGCACAACAGUCAUUGGAGAAGAAAACACACUCAAGAACUCUGAGUAGCAGUAGUAGUAGUAGUAGUGCUUCCAGUAGCAGCAGUGAUAUGGACGCGGAGUCAUCGGAUAGUGAUGAUGAUGAUGAUGACAGUGUUUCGGAGAGUGAGUCAAGUUCUACUCUGAGCAGUUUAUCAAGUGAAAGAAAGAAAUCAGCGAAAACUAAGCCACCCUCUUCAAAUACAAAAUCUGAUACUAAAGCGGUGGUUAAUCCGAAUUUGUCAGCUCAUCGUAAAUUGAUUGAGCACGAUUUAAAGCUUAGUGACUCUGACUCUGACUGUUGCAGUGACUAGGAGAUACUACAACCGCCGGGAUUAGUUUCCUAAUUGUUUUCGAAUAUAAAUUAUUAAUAAUCUUUACUAUAAAAGUGAUCAAUGAAAUAGUAAAAUGUUACAGAAAUUGAUUAUUUCUUCUGACAGAUUUUGUGGUGCUAAUUUAUUUUAAAAUAAAUACUGUUGUUUAUCGUGUACCACAUUCGAUUUUUUCGUUGAACACUUAACAAUAAUCAUUAGUUCGUUGGAGAAUUUAAUCCACUAACUUUCUUUAGUGUUUAUAAUGUGUAUUGUGGCGGUGUGUGUGUGUGAACCAAAAUGGAUAGUGGUGUUUAUUAAUUUGAUAGUAGUACUGUAAUGGGGAUCUCAGGAUAAAUCUGCUUCACUGAUGGUGGUUGCAAAUAUAAUAGUAUUUCGU